Molecule: messenger RNA, 591 nt
Organism: Alosa alosa (allis shad)
Lineage: Eukaryota; Metazoa; Chordata; Actinopteri; Clupeiformes; Clupeidae
Product: H-2 class II histocompatibility antigen, A-K alpha chain-like
Exons: 4
Coding region: 15-524 (169 amino acids)
Biological process (GO): positive regulation of T cell activation; peptide antigen assembly with MHC class II protein complex; immunoglobulin production involved in immunoglobulin-mediated immune response
Cellular component (GO): MHC class II protein complex
Molecular function (GO): MHC class II protein complex binding
Source: RefSeq, a predicted model, not a curated record
UCGCUUCCAUUCGGAUGAUCUAUUUCAAAUCUAAUAUGGAUUACAUGAAACAGGUUUUUAAUGAUCCAUUACCUGCUCAAGAAGCCCAAAGUGCUGUCGGAAGUGCUGUCUACCCAAAAAAUUAUGUUCAGCUGGGAUCUGACAACACUCUCAUCUGCCUCGUGACUGAAUUCUACCCACCUCGAGUCACAGUGAGGUGGACCAAGAACAUGAAGAAUGUGACUAGUGGUGUGACUCUGAGUCGGUACUACAUGAAUAGAGAUGGCUCCUUCAAAAUGUUCUCCAGCCUGCAAUUCACUCCUCAGGAGGGAGACAUGUACACCUGCACUGUGGAGCACGAGACACUGGAUGAACCCUUGACAAGAUACUGGGAUGUUGAAGUGUCUGAGCCCAGUCUUGGUCCAUCAGUGUUCUGUGGGGUGGGUCUGACUCUGGGGCUGCUGGGAGUGGCUACCGGAACAUUCUUUCUCAUCAAGGGAAACCAGUACAACCUGAGGCCAGAGACAAUUAAUUUUGGGGGCUGAAGUCUGUCAACAUCCAGCAAUGGUCUUUUCUGUUGCAUGGCCCAACCUUUUUAUUGCUGCCAAAAUG